This is a messenger RNA of Penicillium soppii, 315 nucleotides long. RefSeq lists its product as uncharacterized. The record is from RefSeq and is a predicted model, not a curated record. Bases 1 to 315 code for a protein of 104 amino acids. Lineage: Eukaryota; Fungi; Ascomycota; Eurotiomycetes; Eurotiales; Aspergillaceae. The transcript is spliced from 2 exons.
AUGGCAAGCAAAGAUUUGGCGUACACGCUGUUAUUGCGAGCGAAUCAGGAACUAGAACAUGACCACGCAGAGCAGAUAGAGAAGGAUGCUUUGAACAAGAAUGGCAACCCUGUGGAGCCAUGGAUGCAAGUGAACGUAUUCUUAGAAAGGAAGAGGCGCAAAAUUGUCGACGCAGAUCAUGGCAUCGAGGAAAUGCCGCGGUCGAUUGUGAUUUUGGAUAAGGUAGAGGACAUCAUAAAACCUUACGGGGAACAGUAUAAUGACAUCGAGCUGGAUUUGUCAAUGCCGGUCGCAGAAUGGAAUGAACUAAUCUAA